Molecule: messenger RNA, 9478 nt
Organism: Myxocyprinus asiaticus (Chinese sucker)
Lineage: Eukaryota; Metazoa; Chordata; Actinopteri; Cypriniformes; Catostomidae
Product: signal-induced proliferation-associated 1-like protein 3
Exons: 21
Coding region: 437-5596 (1719 amino acids)
Biological process (GO): activation of GTPase activity; regulation of small GTPase mediated signal transduction; epithelial cell morphogenesis
Cellular component (GO): plasma membrane; Golgi apparatus; cytoplasm
Molecular function (GO): protein binding; GTPase activator activity
Source: RefSeq, a predicted model, not a curated record
UAGCAGCCGGGCGUCGUGUGGUUUCGGUUGGCUGGGAGGAAGAGGAAUAACGAAUGUGGGAGCCAAGAAGAAUUCCUCGUUAGCGAACAGCGCUGGGGCUAGAAGCGACCAAAUAUCCACGGGAUUUUGGAAACCUUUUAACGGAAUACACGUGUGUCCUAAGGGAAUUUAAGUUUUCCCCUCACGCGUUCCCUGGCCGGAUAAGAUCUGUCAUUCAAGUGGCCUUUGAGCUUUGCUUUGUGAUUGGCCUAGAGGAUUAGGGAGAGUGUGUCCUUUCCCACCAAAGAAAUGAGUGUGGGAGAAGGAGGCGGCAACAGCAGUGUGGAACUUGUCCAUCCCUCCUCCCUCUCACGAAACACCAACAGUCUCGGUCCAAGAUGCUCUCUUGCACACGACCCCUGCCCUACUCUUUGGCCUUGAGACUACACUGGGUUCCAUGAACAUGUACAGAGACACAGGGGUGUGUGCCACCCCUCUCUCCCAACCUCUUCCCCCUCCCCACCUCCGUGUACCCCUCCACAAUGGCCACUCUUCCCUGGGCGAUCCAGCGCUGCCCCGUGUCUCAGUGCCCAAAAUGGGAGUGCGGGCUCGGAUUGCAGAGUGGCCCCCUCGUAGGGCACUUUCAAGGGAGUCGUUGCUUGAAAAUGGCCAGGGUAGUCAACAUGACCUCAGCAGCGAGGAUGGGCUUACACGUGGGGGUAUGACCAGGUUGCCACAGCGAAGUGUCAGAGAUGAUGACUUCCUUGAAUCAGGAGGUCUGAUGGGGGCUCCAGGCACGCCCCCACGGUUUCGGACUCCGGGUUUUGCUCCAUUACGACAGCGCUCAAACAGUGAGAUUACGUUAAGUGAGCAAGAUGAAACCGAGGUUGAAGGUCGGUUAUUCCGGGAAUAUGGCAGUACCUCUUCCAUUAAUGUACAGGCGGUGUCUGAAGAAAGCUUCUUUGACAUGCUCAGCCAGUUUCAACAGGAGAGACCAGACCAGCGCAGCACAGCUCCUGCCAAGCUUGGAGAGCUUCUCGGUGCUGUGGCUUCUUUAGAUGGACCAACUUCACAUGCCUUCACAUCAACUCCCCGCCCUGGUGACCGCCCCGAAAAUCGCGUACGCAAAAAAAGUGUUGGCACCGAGUCGUCUCUUGGCACCACCUCCUUAUUCCGAAAACUCCGAAGCUCCAGCCGCGGUGAAACAGAGACUCCACGAGGUGACACAGAUGACAUGCGACUUCCCGAAACAUUGUCUUCCAAAACCUGGCUUUGUGUGCGGAGUUUUGCCCACUAUGACGCUCAGAGUGUUCUCUUUGACUUGCACGAGGCAGCAGCUCGCCGUAGCUACGCCACCCAGCGGCGAAACACAGCCACUGGAGCCUCAGCUGCUUCUUCGGCUGCUGUUUCUUUGGCAGUUUCCAGAGCUAUUGCUCUAGGAGGAGUAGAGCCUGCGUUUUCCAGCACUGAUGACCUCAGUGUCAGAGACUUAUCAGAAGGAUCAACCCUAGGCCUGGAACACUCAGAGCAGGGCACUUCAGCCAGCGUUAACCCCACCUCACAGCACCAGCUGUUGCUGAGCUGCCCGCACUUCCUCAAUGAGACUGGAAACUAUGGGGAGCGUAAUGUCAGCUUCCUAAGCUCAUGGGCAGAGCGGGGAGAAACUGCCGUGGUGGAGACCCGGUUGUGUCCACGCUGCAGUAACGCCAGUGUUUCCAAACUGGAGGCCCCGCCAGAAGUUCAGGCCACAAGGUUAGAGAGACUCCAGCAGCACUGCAUCGAGCAUGUUGACCUGGGUGCUAGAUACUACAAAGAGCACUUCUUUGGGAAAGAGCACUGGAACUACUUUGGUACUGAUGAGAAGCUGGGGCCCGUGGCUCUGAGCAUUCGCAGAGAGAAACUGGAUGAUACCAAAGAUUUAAAGGACCAGUACCAGUACCGGAUCAUCUUUCGCACCAGUGAGCUGGUCACAUUGCGAGGAGCGAUUCUGGAGGAUGCGGUUCUUUCCACGGCAAGGCAUGGAACAGUUCGCGGUCUGCCUCUAAAGGAAGUUCUGGAGUAUGUGCUGCCAGAGCUCAGCGUGUCCUGCCUGCGACUGGCUCUCAGCACGCCUAAAGUCACAGAGCAGCUUCUCAAACUGGAUGAGCAGGGGCUCAGUCAGAAACACAAAGUGGGCAUCCUACUGUGUCGGGCAGGACAGAGCACGGAGGAGGAGAUGUACAACAACGAAGAGGCUUCGCCAGCUUUCACCGCCUUCCUGGAGUUGCUGGGAGAAACUGUCAGUCUGAAGGGUUUCGACAAAUAUGCUGCCCAGCUUGAUACCAAAACGGACUCAACUGGAACACACUCCCUGUAUACCACAUAUCAGGACUACGAGAUCAUGUUUCACGUGUCCACCAUGCUUCCAUACAUGCCCAAUAAUCCUCAACAGCUCCUGAGGAAGAGGCAUAUAGGAAAUGAUAUAGUCACUAUUAUAUUCCAGGAGCCGGGAGCUCUUCCGUUCACUCCACAGAAUAUUCGCUCUCACUUCCAGCACGUGUUUGUCAUUGUCCGUGUGCACAACCCUUGCUCUGACAACACAUGCUACAGUGUGGCAGUGACUCGCAUGAAGGACGUCCCCCCAUUUGGCCCACCUCUCCCUUCAAAUGGCAUGAUGUACCGUGACCCCGCUGCCUUCCGCGCCUUUCUGCUAGCCAAGGUUAUCAACGCUGAGAACGCUGCGCACAAAUCUGAGAAGUUUCACACCAUGGCGACCCGCACGCGCCAAGGAUACCUGCGGGACCUGGCAGAGAACUGUGUUUCUACUACACCACUGGACACAGCUGGUAAACUGAACAAUCUCAUCUCCUUGGCCUCCAAACGCAAGGAACGUGUCCGGGCACGGGAGGGGGCGGAAAUUGGUGCAGCAGGGGCUCUUGUUUGGCACGUACUUGUGCAGGACUUCAGUGGCGGAGGUGCUGAGCUGCCUUGUGCAUUGGCUGUCUCAAACGAGUAUGUCGUAUUGGCGGACUGCUCCACCAAAGAGGUGGUGUUUAACUGUUUCUGUGCUGAUGUGAUUGGCUGGACGGCAGAAAGGCUUGCGCUGAAGAUUUUCUAUGGCAGAGGAGACCACGUGGCCGUGCGGGUGCCUGAGGGCAGGGCCCAAGAUAUCAGAGAGGUGGUGCAGAGACUUAAGGCAUUGACAAUAGGUUGUGAGACAGUUGAUAUGACGUUGAGACGUAAUGGUUUAGGCCAGCUUGGUUUCCAUGUGCGUCUGGAUGGAACAGUGUCUGAGGUGGAGGAAUACGGUUUCGCCUGGCAGGCGGGACUCCGGCAGGGCAGCCGGUUGGUAGAGAUCUGCAAGGUCGCUGCAGUGACUCUCUCCCAUGAGCAGAUGAUUGACCUUCUGCGGACAUCCGUCACCGUGAAAGUGGUUAUCAUUCCACCUUAUGAAGAGGGAGGGCCCCGCAGAGGCUGCACGGAGGAGUACGAGAUGAAAAUGAUGGAGCAGAAGGGAGAAGCAGAGCAAGUGGCUGCAGGGUAUCGCAGUGGACAACGAACCCCAAUAUGGUGCUGGGACAGCCCCCCUGGUACACACAGCUCCGCCCAGCACUGGACUCCCAGUGGAGCCCCACCAGCGGUCCCCAGCCGUACACUCAAAGCUCUGGUCCCCGUCCCCUUCAGAGAGCCUCAACACAUCUCUGCUAAAAGGCCUGUCAGUUACCCAGAGAACCAUUAUAGUGUGUCUCCCGUUGGUGGGGACAGAGGGUUGGUGUACAGAAACCCUUCGGCUAGUUUCUCCAGUCCAAGCUCUGGGUUCAGCUCCACCGCACUGGGGGUGCCGGGACUCAGCGGACCAUUUGUACGCUAUAAACCCUCUCCAGACAGGUUUGGAUCAGUCCAACGUUCUCUCCAGCCGUUUGACCCUCAUGUUACUGUUGAUGUCUCGAGUGGAGAAUCUUCAUCUGGCUUCACUAGCCAAGAGAGUACAAUGGAGCGCAAUAAGUCAGAGCCCACGUGGCAUGUCCCUGCCUCAUCACGAGGUGUCUCUGUGGGCUCAGCUCAGAGAAGACAGGCCCGACAGGACAUCCAAGGAAAGGACUCUCCAAACCGCCACUCAAAGGGUGAGGCACACUACUCCAGUCACUCUAGCAGUAACACCCUCUCCAGCAAUGCUUCCAGCAGUCACAGUGAUGAGCGCUGGUUUGACGGGGUAGGAGGUGGGGUUUCCGGUGCGCUGAGUGACCCCUCAGACCCUGACCCUGACCUAAUGGGCAAAGGAGGGUCCAGUGACAGUGGCAUUGAUGCAUCUCUCUACACACCCAGCCCCAAUACUACAGGAGCCAAGCCCAGCCGCAGUCAUGCAGGAACUCCACAUAAACUGCUGCAUAGCUCUGCUACGUACAGCGGCCUGCAGGAGCUGUCAGGAACAGGAGGGAGGAGUGCAGGGGAGGGUCAUCGCAGAGAGUCGUCGCCCAUCAUUCCUGCCUUAGCCAGUCAAACCAAGAACUAUCGCACACGCACGUUCCCCCCUCCGGGAUCCACCAAUGCAGACAGCUUCAAACCAAGGGCCUGCUAUACCCCUCAAGGGUAUAAGACCCCUGCUAUGGCUGAUAAACCCCGGCCUUUCAGAGCUUCAACAGUCACACCCACAUCAGGCUCCACCCAGCUGUCAAGCUCCGCCCCCAAGUCCCUUAGUAAAAGCAAGCAUAGUGCAUGGCAACAGGAGAACAGCACUGCAUCGACCACCAACACUGACAGCAACAGCAGCAAGCAGGUGGAUAUGAAUAGUAAGAACGUGUUUGGACAGCCCCGAUUACGAGCCUCUCUGAGGGACCUGCGCUCUCCACGCAGAUCUCACAAGAGCACCAUUGAGGACGACUUGAAAAAGCUCAUCAUCAUGGACAACCCUGCAGAGACAUCAUCGCGGGAUGCGUCUCCUCAUCGGACCCUGCAACGCACUUUCUCAGAUGAGAGUCUGUGUAGUGGACGGAGAGAUGCUAGUUAUGCAAGCACGCCUCACUUUGAAGGACAGGUCCCACCCAGUGAUCUUCUCUUCACCUGCACGCUGCCUACCCGUCGCCAUGGCCACAACAACAACAACCAUGGGGCCCUCAUGCCCAGUAAGAAAGUACCGUUAUCUGCAUCAGAGUUGUCUCUAACUGAGGUGAGGGAUAAGGUGCCACCUCUCAGAAGACUGGACCCUGGACUCAUGCCCCUCCCUGACACUGCCUGUGGCCUGGAGUGGUCCAGCCUUGUCAAUGCAGCCAAAGCUUAUGAAGUGCAAAGAGCUGUUUCUUUAUUCUCAUUGUCUGAGUCUCACGCUGGCGUCAGUGAGUUGAGGCCCGUCAUCAGCCCGGUGCAUUUCCACACACCACAAACUCCCCGCACCACUCCUACUUUCAGCAGUGAAGAGCCUACUAAUGACCUGUCUGGGCGUCUGUAUCAUCUGGAAGUCAUGCUGAAACAGCUAAACAAUGAUCUAGAAAAAGAGAAACAAGACAAGGCAGCACUUUUAGCAGAGAUGGCCAAUCUUAGGCACAACAACCAACGUUUGCAAGAGGAAUCUCACUCAGCUAGUGAACAGCUGCGCAAAUUUAGCAAACUCUUAUCCUCUGCCAUGCCCGAGAGAAAAUAACUGUCUCUCCCUCUCUUUGUGAACAGAGUGCAUGUUAGACAAAAAGAUGAGAACAGAUCUUCGCAAACGUGUAUUUUGCCUGAUUUGGUGCAUUCUGUGCCAACCGCUCAUCAAAUUCAUAGUUUCUUAUUGCCCAGUACAACCACUCUCCUGUUCACCCUCAUCUAAGGCAGACGUCAGUGGUGAGGAAUGAAAGUCUGCCAGCUCAAUCUCUCUUACAGCUGACACCACACACAAAACUGUGGGCUUUAUCAAAGUGUGAAGGAGUGAGAGACAGAAUCAUGCGGGUCUGCCUGUUGACUUGAGACUUCAAAGCUUUAACUGAAAGCCGGUACAGAAAGUACAAAAUUAUAUUUUAAUAAAACAAACACACAUAAUGAGUCCUACCUUGAAAAAAGCUCCACAUCAAAAACAGCACUCUGAUUUAAUUCCUUUCGGAACUAUUUUCUCAUUGUAGCUUUAUUUUUGUAAUCAACGAGUCAGAAGACGACUCUUGAGCCAAUAAAACAGAGACACUAGAUAUCUGAGAGUCCUAUUUACUGCACAGUCAGCUCAACAUCCAAAAAAGCAACGUGCAUCAAAGCAGACCUACAAAAAAUCUACACUUGAGCCAUCUUGUGUUAAAACUACCUUUCCCAAUAUGCAAUUGGAGCUUUUUAAGGAAAAACAUGGUACUGUAAAUUUUGAGAAGAGGUACAAUGCUCUGGGAUUGACUUGCAGUUAAUAUGCAUCAAGUAUAAAUUACGAGUCACAUACUCACAUGUUCAGGUACAUUAAAGGGUUAGUCUCCCAAAAAUGAAAAUUGCCAUAAUAUACUCACCCUUAUGUUGUUCCAAACCUGAAUGUCUUCUCUUUUUUGUGGAAUAGAUGUUAGGCAGAAGUUAAUUUACUGACAGCCUCGUCCACUUUCACUAUCGUUGUAUGGAAAACAACAUGUAAAUGAUUACAGCAUUUUCAUUUUUGGGUGAACAUUAAGCCUUUAAAAAUGAAGAAUACACCUGAUUUCAUAUUUUUACAAAGUUAACUUUCAAACUACUGCUCAAAAACAAAACAAAAAAAGAAAGAAAGAAAUUGGUAGUCUUUUGCAAGCCGACAUUACUUUCAACAUGUAAUCAUGUGCAGAAUAUGAAAUACAGAUAUCUACAUGUCAAUUUUCACUUGUUAAAAUGUGAAUUCUUGAUAUCAGCAAUAGAAUUACUAGUGAAAAUACCAUUUUUUCUUUUUAUUAGUACCGGUAAUUAAGUUUGCUCUUGUAAAAAAACAAAAACAAAAAAAAACUUUAAUUCUUGAUAUAAAGUGAUGUAAUAUCAGAUAUUUAUAAUGUUAUUGGAACUAGUAUGAAAGCCUUUUUAACAUAUCUUUAAGUACUCUUCAGUUUAUUGAUAUCUGGAAUUAAGAUUGCCACAAGUGAAAACCAAAUAACUGAUAUAAAAAAUUUGCAUUUUUACUAGUUGUAAUUGAAGAUUUAAUGUCAGGAAUGGACAUUUGCACUAGUAACGAUGCAAUUAAUGAUACCAAAAAUUAUAAUUUUUACUAGUAAGAAGCACUUAGCUCUAUGUGUAUUUUGUAUUUGAACUAGUAAGAUAUUAAGGAGGGAAUAACAAAUCAUUGUGAAAUUCUACCAGUGAAAAUGCAGUUACAGAUAUAAAAAAAUUACAGCUUUUACUAGUUGAAGUUAUAGUAUUUUUGAUAUCAAUAAUAGGUAUCUCUGUGACAUCACUGAUAACAAGAAUUAGCAUUUUACUAGUAGUAAAUGCAUAGCUGAGAUCAAGAAUGAGCAUUUUAACUAGUAAAAAUGUAACUGCAGAUAUCUGUAAUUCAUACCCUGCACAAGAUUCAGUGUCCAAAGUGCUUGCAAAAGGUUUCACCAAGACUUGCUUCAACUUGCUAAUUUCGACUUCACCAAAAAUGGACUUCUUAAGAAUUUUUGCAUUUGUAAACAUGCUGUCCUAUAGGGAUUAUAGAGACUGAAAAUCCACUGCAAUAAUGGCUCUGUAGAUCUCCACUCCACCAAUCUCUAGUUUUCAAUUAAGUGUUUGGGGAAAAAAACAAGAGAUGGAGAUUCUUCUCCACUUACAAACCUUGUAGUGGAAAAGAUGUGACCAGUGACAGCAACCGCUACUAAAACUGUGAUGUUACACCCAAGUCUUUGAUAAUUUCCUCUGUGCAUGGACAGCAGUCAGUCAUUAAGUGACAGAGUCAUGUGACAGGAAAUGUCAUUUGCUUUUUAUGUAUCGUUUUGGUAUAGCACUGUGUGUAAACUUGGGCUGUUCUGUAAAAUUUAGACACUGUAUAUAUGCAAAGCCAACACUAAGAAAAACUUCUAGUUAGCUGUGUUCCAUACAGACUAUUUUUCUAUUUGUAUUGUUUUUAGUUCAGGUUUAUCAGGUGAAACGACUGUUGGCAGUAGAUAGCUGUUUUCAACUUCUAGACAGAUCAUCAAGUUUACAUAGUAAAAGACCUCUUUAUCCUUCACACUGUAGUUGGCUACGUGCUCUGUGAAAUCUUAAAGAGGCCUCUGUUUUCGCCCAUUUAUAGUGUAUGAGUUGGGUUACUGGAACAACAAUCAGGAUGAAUCUAAUGUGGUUUAUCAUGUACUUCAUGCUAUACUGUGCAUGUCUGCCUUAAAAGUGGUCAGGGAGUCUAUCUUUGACCGGUGAUGUGACUCAUAUCAACUCUCAUCCCUUUAACCUGAUCCAACUGGAAAAUAAAUCUCCUCCUCUCUCAGGACCCACAAACUGCCCUCUCACUGACCUGAUGUAUUCCUUUUAAUUCUGGACUAUUUAUUAAUGUCAAUGUAAAAGCACUGCUGCAGUAGGUUAACUUGUAUUAGUUGUUUCUGUCAUUUUGGCUAUAAGUGGAAAUCGUAUGUCUGUUCUCAGACCCACUCAAAAACAACCAUAUACAUGCCUAUGAAAGUAACUAGCAUAGAAAACACAAAUAUUAUUAUUAUUAUUAUUGUUUUUGUUUUUUGUUUUUUGUUUUUUUAUGCAAUGAGUAAAUAUAAAAACUGUUGGCAUUCAUUGCAGGAUCCCUUAGAGCUGUUUAGUAGUGUAGUUGUACAUAGGGUGAUUUUUUUAUAAAGCUUUGAACUGCUAAUAGCUAACAUGAUUCGUCUCACCGUAAUUUAUGAAAAAAAUAAACACUUUAAAGAUUAUUCAAAUCAAUGUACAAUUCAUGUUGGAAUUUUUAGUUAUACAGCAUCAACCUGGACUUCCACAAUCUGAUAAUGCAUUUCUGCCUAUCAUAUUGUAAUGAUAAGCUCAUUUGUCUCAUUGCUGUGACUACAUGAACUUCACCCACUGUUUUUCUGUCAGUGAAGUGGGAGGUUCUUCAGACUCUGGUGUCUCACUCAGUUCUGGGUGUCAUAUCUACACCUUGUGCGUUUCUGUUUGUAUGUUUGAUAAUUGGAUGGUGUUUUUUUUAUUUUUUAUUAUUAUUAUUAAAUUUGUUCUGUUCUUUAAAAAGCUAAAUAUGAGUAAUAUACUUGUGAAAACAUCUAUGUGCAUCUGUGUUGCGCAUUCAAAAAUCAUAGCAAAUUAUAUAGUCCAACUGUAAUAUUUGAAGGUUUAUUUCGUGUAAUAUUUUGACUAUUUAUUUAGAUUUUUUUUUUUUUUUUUUAAUGCAUAAAGACAAUUUCAAGGUGAAAACACAAGAUUACAGAUUUGGUAAAAUUAUUGGAGGGUACUGAGUUUAUAUAUAUUUUUUAGUUUGUCCUUUUUUGUUUGAUUGACUGAUCUCUUGUACAAAGAUGAUUUUAUGAUUUAUUUUAACCUUAUUGUAAGUCUUCAUUUUUCUCUUUUUUCAUUAGCAUUAUGCAUGAGACAGUGGCUCCAAUGCCUCGAUUAACUAUCGAUAACUGAUCUAUCUUUCAGGUUUAUU